GGAAAACUCCAGGAUCCUGAGGGAAAGAGGAAGUUCUGCUGGAAACGUCCUGUAAAGAGGCUCUGAUGUCCGGACAGCGGGAGGGAGAGCCCCGGCAUGAGGAGCAGGUUCCUGUGAUAUAGGAUUGUCCGAUGACAUCAUCAGUACCAGAUAAUGGAUGGAGACGGGGACAAGAUGGCGGAGAGGAUAUUAGAUCUUACCCUAGAGAUACUCUUCCUGCUUACUGGAGAGGAUUACUCCACGGUGAAGAAGACGUCUAGUAAUCUGAUACAUGAGAAGAACAAUGAGAAGAUCCUAGAAGUCGUCCACAAGAUGAUGGAGCUGCUGACUGGAGAGGUUCCUAUAAGGUGUCAGGAUGUCGCUGUCUAUUUCUCCAUGGAGGAGUGGGAGUAUUUAGAAGGACACAAGGGUCUGUACAAGGAGGUCAAGAUGGAGGAGGACCAGCCCCUCACAUCUCCAGAGAGAUCCAGUCAGAGGACAACACCAGAGAGAUGUCCGCGUCCUCUCCUUCCACAGGACGGUCAGAGUGAGAAGACGGGCUUUACUUUCGUGGACUUUCCCAGAAAACCUGUAAUGAGGGAUUCUUUGGAAUGUAAGUCCCUAUGGAUACCAGCAAAAAGGGGCGAGGUGCUCAGGAAUAGAAUAUGGGCCUAGCAUGCUCAUUUCCUCCUUUUCCUUUUAUUCCGGCCGUCUUGAAGAAUAUAUGGUUAAAAGCAACCAGUGUCAUUCAAAUUACUUAAUUCUGUCCAAAGCACAGCUGGUUCCUGAUCCUGAAGUAUUUAUUUCUGGAAGACCCAGAACCUCUUUAUCUAAGUUAAAAUAUUGUUCUUCUCCAGGGCCCUCUUCUGUAUCGAAAGGUCCAGA
Bufo bufo (common toad) is the source of this 864-nucleotide messenger RNA. Its product is annotated as gastrula zinc finger protein XlCGF66.1-like. NCBI's taxonomy places the organism in Eukaryota, Metazoa, Chordata, Amphibia, Anura, Bufonidae. The coding region runs from base 154 to 654 and encodes 166 amino acids. The record is from RefSeq and is a predicted model, not a curated record. The transcript has 6 exons. Gene Ontology annotation, biological process: regulation of DNA-templated transcription.